ACUACUACCAGUCCACAUUUGGUUCUUGAAGGGAGAGGAUUGGAUUGCUUUUUUAGACGCCUGACUUGCUUGCACUGCUGCAUGCUAUCAGUCCAAAUCAAGCACAAGAUCACAUUAAAUUCCAUUGUCUCACAGUAUCAACCCGUGUUUUUGUUUUGUUAUUUCUUGUGUUUAAUAAGUGGUGUUCAAUACAUAGAUAAAUCCGGUCUUGUAAAAGUACCUCAAUCAAACAAGAGAAAGUCGUCUGUCUUACAUAUUUUUGCCGGAAAUCGUGUUCUUUUUUUAGUUCUUCUAAUUAUUGGAAGUGUGUGAAUUGUCGUUGGAAGUCGGAGUAUAAAUAAAAAUAUGGCAUAGUUUAAUGGAAUGAACUUCGAAACGAGUGCAUGCGAAGAUAAUAAAAAAAAUAUUAAGUGAUGCUGAAGAGAAGAAGUACCAAAAUGGGUGUAAUGAUGCAAUUUACAUACUCGGCUUAUUGGAUUGGAUUUGUCCUUGUUGGAUUGUGUGGUGCGAAAGUAACACCAAAAAUCUCUUGUGAUGAUGAAAACAUGACAGUUGAGCUGUCAGGACCCAAUCUGCUCGAUGCUUAUCUUAAAGGACUGAAAAACUAUCCAGAACCAGCCUGUCUACCCCAUCGGACUGACAACCUUCUUCGUUUUCGUCUCUCUCUCGUAGACUUUUCUCGUUGUGGAACAUCCCAAAUUUUGAAUAAAAUAACGGGUUCCCUAACGUUCUACAAUCACAUCGUCGUAAUCGACAGGGAAGGAAAAGAUACCGAGAUUCUUGCCAAAUGCAAGAAGGAAGGAGAAAUGGCAACCCCUCCGGAAUUGGGGGACAAUUACUUGCUGACAAAUAAUGGGACGUUGCGACGAAGAAGGGACGUUUUACCAGCCGGAUUUGAAGAGCAGGAAGAUCCGGUUUACGGCUACCCAGUCCCGACAGGCUAUGGCCCUGAACCAAUUUUAUCCAUGGUUGUUAAACAGGAAGGACGCACUAUUGGUCACGAAUUACUGGUCCAACCUGGAGCACCUUUGACCAUGGAGGUCUCUCAUUUUGAAAAAUGUGUAAGGCAGCCUUGCAAGGGGGAGGAUGUUUACGGCAUCAUCGUGUCCAGAUUGGACGUCACUGACAAAGAAGACCAGUCCGAGGUUAUCCUAGUAAAUGGAUGCACCGUGGAUCCGUAUCUAUUCGAAAACUUUGUGACCUCCGAUGGCGACACUCUUUCUGCAAAGUUUAGAGCCUUCAAGUUUCCAGAUUCAAGCUACGUCUUGUUCCAAGGGACGGUUAACGUCUGUUUGGGAACUUGUCGACCUUCGCAGUGCAGUAACGGUCAGAUCGGUUAUGGUCGUCGGAGAAGGAGUUUGAUGAACAACAUGGCGUCGUCGUCGUCUUCGGAAGACAGCAACGGAGGAGUUUACGUCGUCCGAGUUAACACUUGGCUCCGAAUUGAGAACAGCGACUCGGGUUUGGACGAUGGGACGAUUCUCUACAGGACGAAGAGGCUCAAUCAAGACAGCUACAGACUGACGGGGGCAGAUGGCGACAUUUUGGCACUGAGGUCCACCAAUGGGGGAAGGAGCAGUGGGGGCAGUGCAAUCCUGACCUCGUCCCUUCUUGUCAUUGCCGUUCUGCGAAAGUGGAUUCUAAGCUGAUUUAUGCAACAAAAUUUAAAUAACCAAAGUUGAAUUAUUGAAGAGGAGUGUUUUUCGACCACGGGUUGCGUUGCUUCAUAAUAAAAAAUAGGUGUGAAUCCUCAAUCACUGCAGAAUUAACUAGUCGUCUAACUAAAACUAACAAAUUAAUAUUAAGCGAUAACUGUUAAGUUUUAAGAGGUAGGUUAUGCAUGAUGAAUGAAAAAUAUGGGUGUGAAAUGGAAGGUGGUUAACGUUAAAUAUGCAGAUGUUGUUUUAUAUGAAAUUGUUUAAUUGAAUGCUCGGGUUUGAUUUAAUCGUAUAGUAAUGUUUUUUUUACAUUUUGUCUUUUUGUACUGAACUGACUGGAAAUUUCCCAAUUCUCACCUUAACUACUCAUCAUGAUUCACUCAUAAUCUAUGUAACUUUUUUUUAAAUAAGCAGUAAAAUGUUUAUAUAAUAGUUUGCUAACUUUUUUAAUAGUUAAUAAUACACAACCGGUGAUAUCUCCACGUAUGUCUGCAUCAAAUCGCACACAUUGUUACUAGUUAUUGAUACACUUUUCACAAUGUUUUUUUUUCUCCUGUACUAAAAUGUCACGUAAUAAAUAAUUUUGUUAACAUA
Folsomia candida is the source of this 2252-nucleotide messenger RNA. RefSeq lists its product as uncharacterized. The transcript is spliced from 7 exons. Lineage: Eukaryota; Metazoa; Arthropoda; Collembola; Entomobryomorpha; Isotomidae. The record is from RefSeq and is a predicted model, not a curated record. The coding region runs from base 414 to 1649 and encodes 411 amino acids.